GGACUGAUGAGGAUGAAGCGCCCUCUUGGAUGAAUCGGAGCGCAUGGGAAGGAUGCUGCUCUCACUAGGAGCAGGUGUAUUCAGCCCAGUGGAGGCGCAGGGCACAAAGCAGGAGCGACGCACAACAGCCACCGGACCACAACACCUGCUCCAAAGGAAAAACCCCUUCAUCCUUAGACAUGCUGCUGGUUAACGAGCUCCUUCUCCUCAAAAUAACUGGAUUUUUGUCUUGCACUCUAUGUGGGGUAACAAGGAGAAUGUGGGCACCGUGAAACUGAUGGACGCGCAGCUCAUUUGGAAAAUACUGUAGUGACAAAAAAAGACUAUUUGCUACUCAUAAGGCUGCUUCACUGAAAUCAAUCUCGUCUUAUCAAGGACAUAAUCAUCUGCAAGGAUGCCCGGAGCACUUUUUUCAGCGGAGACGCUCUACAUAGGAAUGGAGGUGGUGAUUGCACUGGCGUCUGUAAUCGGGAAUGUGAUGGUGGUUUGGGCGGUGAAAAUUAAUAAAUCGUUGCGAGAUACCACGUUUUGUUUCAUCGUCUCCCUGGCUCUGGCGGAUAUUGCGGUGGGAGCCCUUGUCAUCCCUUUGGCCAUUACCAUCAGCAUCGGACUCCAAACUCACUUUUACAGCUGCCUGCUCGUGGCGUGCACAGUGCUGGUGCUGACGCAAAGUUCAAUUCUUGCCCUCCUGGCCAUUGCAAUUGACCGCUAUCUCAGGGUCAAGAUCCCCACCAGGUACAAGCAGGUGGUGACCACUCGGCGAGCAGGCCUGGCAGUGGUGGUAUGCUGGAUGGUGGCUUUCAUAGUGGGACUCACACCUAUGUUAGGCUGGAACAACCUGAAGCGCCUCCAGCAGAAUGGCUCCAUCAGCUCUGACCUCAUUAUCACCUGCCAGUUCGAAAAUGUCAUCAGCAUGGACUAUAUGGUCUAUUUCAACUUUUUUGGCUGGGUGCUGCCACCGCUGGUCCUGAUGCUGGUCAUCUACGCAGAGAUCUUCUACAUGAUACACAAGCAACUUAAUAAUAAGAAGUUUACCACCAGUCACGCAGACCCCAACAAGUACUAUGACAAGGAGUUGAAUCUUGCUAAAUCAUUGGCUCUGGUCCUUUUUCUCUUUGCCAUUAGCUGGCUCCCCCUUCACAUCAUUAAUUGCAUCACACUCUUCUGUCCAGAUUGCCAGAAGCCUAUAGUCCUCCUCUACAUUGCCAUCCUGCUCACACAUGGCAACUCAGCUGUCAACCCAAUUGUCUACGCUUUCCGCAUUAAGAAGUUCCGCACAGCCUUCAGGAAAAUCUUGCAGCAAUACUUCUGCUGUAAGGACACACCAGCCCUGGAGAUUCAGCCCAGUGACAGGAAAGAGAUGCCCAUUAUAGAGCCACAACAGGCGACACCGCCACAACCCCCUCAGAAGAAAAUCCUAAAUUCAGAUCCAACACAGCAGCAGUCGCAGCAGGAGCAGAGGACCGGACCACAGCAAGAACCCAAAGAACAUCCGCCCUUACUGGAACAGAACGCAGUCUAAGCCAAGGAACAAAGCUGAUUUCUUGCUGGGAAAGUAAUACACAGUGUACGAGUAUUGGUUCACUCCUCAUUUGAAUGGAGUCUAAUGAAGAACAUGAAGUGCUACAAUGCUCUAGUGACUGAGGUGACUUCGAUGAUAAAUCCCAAACACUGGAAGAUCAUUCAUGGUUACUCAUGAGGAGUGGAUUUACUGAAAGUUGGGCCAUAGCUAAAAAAAAAAAAAAAAAAAAAAAAAAAAAGAAGGCAAAAAGGGUAUCUAUAAACUUGCAAUAAUAGAAGGCUUUUUGACAGUGACUAUAUAUCUUAGUAAGAGACUGAAGACAUUAAGCUUUAUUUUUUCUUUAUGGUCAAACAGUUGGUGUGAACAUUACAAAGUGUGCAAUAUAAAUUAUUGUGGUUAAUCAGUAUCAAAUGUUAUAACUUGCUUUAGAGCGAGCGUUCAGAAAGAGCAGGUUCUUCUUAUUACUGUAAUACUGUGUGUAUGUUUAAACUGACAGUGGCUGAAGAAUAUGAAUGUAAGAAUAAUGUAAAUAAGGGACUAUAGCUGCACAGCUGAACACUCAUCUCUUCUUCAGGGUCUUAAUCGCACAACAGUGGUAGAGCAAAUGGCACUAUGGGAGAAAUUUCUGCAGCACAGUGGUAUGUAUGUGCUGAUAGAAGGAUUUUGUAAUCUUUUAACUCUUCUCCACUGAGGCUGAGUCUCUUGGUGGUCCAGCAGCGCUGAUCCAUUACAGAGGAGAUGGACAGGGAUAAAAAACAAGCAGCUGGAGGGAAUGGGAGGUUUUAACCUUUUAGAAGCUGCAUGCUGGAGACUCCUGCCUGCAGGACAACAGCUACUCAUGUGGGAGAAAGACAAGAUGCACUUAGAGCUCAUGUUUAUCCAGCCUCAGUACCAGCUGGUGAUGGAAGCAGGGGCCUUUCUAUUUAUUCCUCCCUUCAUUGACUGAUGAUAACCAACUUACCACUAGACACAGUGGCUUCAUGGCCUUAUUCAGGGUUUUAAUUAUUAUGGACUGAACAAGAAAAGACAACCUGAAGAUUGUGAGUAUCUUUACGACUAUCUUUACUAGACUGUAAGCUCAACAUUUUGCGUAAUGCCAAACUGGAUAUCUGUAGAUUAGUGAUUAAACUGUUUUCAAGGCCACUGACUUAAAAAAAAAAAAAAAAACACUGUAUGAGAAUGUAAAGUAAUUCUGUUUUGUGUCUUGUAAAGACUCAGAGCUGUGAACAAGAUGUGUGUGCUGGUGUUCUCCUACGUGGAUGACAAUCUCUUACGUAAGGUUAAAACAUUUUUUUUUAUUGCAGUGUCAACAAACAUCUCUCGGGCAAGAGCAGGCAGUGAACAUUUUGAUGCUCAGAUUACUAAGACAGUAUUGACAUAGACCUAAAUGCAAUUCUCACAACCUGUAUCUUGAUUUGUCUAGAGUGUACAUAACACACACUUGAGAAAAAUGUAUAACAUAAUGUGUUUUCUAUAGGUUAUGCUGUUUCCAACUUAUGUUUACAGUUUUGACUCCAAUAGAAUAGUGAAAUAUACAUAUUUGUGUGUUAUUUUGUGUUAUUUAAUAUCUUGAUGAAUGACCUCUGGUGGAAAUGUGAGUACUGGGCAUACAGUCCAACCCUGGACUGGAUUAUAAUUAUGUUAUGUUUACGUACAACUAAUUAGCAACAGCAAAUGUGUUGUUCUCUAUUAACAUAAUGAGAAAUUUCUGUUAAUUGAUGUAUCUGGUGAGUCACAAAAAUGUUCUACUGAACGUAUUUCAUUUGCCAAAAUGUCCAAAGUGGCAAUACAACAUACACACCCAUA
Larimichthys crocea (large yellow croaker) is the source of this 3328-nucleotide messenger RNA. It is a transcript of the gene adora1b, whose product is annotated as adenosine A1 receptor b. NCBI's taxonomy places the organism in Eukaryota, Metazoa, Chordata, Actinopteri, Sciaenidae. The record is from RefSeq and is a predicted model, not a curated record. The coding region runs from base 395 to 1522 and encodes 375 amino acids. The transcript is spliced from 2 exons. Gene Ontology annotation, biological process: G protein-coupled adenosine receptor signaling pathway. Gene Ontology annotation, cellular component: plasma membrane; synapse; dendrite. Gene Ontology annotation, molecular function: G protein-coupled adenosine receptor activity.